Lachancea lanzarotensis is the source of this 1692-nucleotide messenger RNA. It is a transcript of the gene DPL1, whose product is annotated as LALA0S09e01860g1_1. The transcript has a single exon. Gene Ontology annotation, cellular component: endoplasmic reticulum. Gene Ontology annotation, molecular function: pyridoxal phosphate binding; sphinganine-1-phosphate aldolase activity. Gene Ontology annotation, biological process: carboxylic acid metabolic process; sphingolipid catabolic process. Lineage: Eukaryota; Fungi; Ascomycota; Saccharomycetes; Saccharomycetales; Saccharomycetaceae. The record is from RefSeq and is a predicted model, not a curated record. The coding region runs from base 1 to 1692 and encodes 563 amino acids.
AUGGCCAGACUGCAUAUAUCCUAUCCGCAACUCUCAUUCGAUGCGGUUUACGAAUUAGAUCUUGGUUUUUGCAAGCUCCUUAUCGUGGCAGCACUAUUGUACAAGGCAUUCAAAUGGGUCUGGUACUAUGUGGGUGGAUUUGGGCUCAAACAGUCCGUCAAAAUGCUCAAGGCUCAUACACUGGGACCAGUAUUCCAGUAUUUGAGUGGAUCGUUCUUAUUGAGAUCCAAGAUCGACAAGGAGGUUGACAAAUCGUUGGCUGGCCUGGAAAACAGUCUUAUGCAGCAGAAUGAUCUUUUGACAAAUUUCAAUACUCUUCCCUCCAAGGGCUGGAGCGACGAUCAAGUACUCGAAGAAUUGGACCUAUCCCAAAAGGUCCUGACCCAUGCGGACUGGGAAGCAGGCAAAGUAUCGGGCGCCGUAUAUCAUGGUGGUGAGGAUUUGAUACAUCUGCAAAGUCAGGCCUACGAAAAGUACUGUGUUUCCAACCAGCUGCAUCCAGAUGUGUUUCCUGCUGUAAGAAAGAUGGAAUCUGAAGUGGUGUCCAUGGUACUCGAAAUGUUCCAUGCUCCUAAGACUACUGGGUGUGGCACCACUACUUCGGGAGGAACCGAGUCGCUCUUACUAGCGUGUUUGAGUGCCAAAAUGUACGGAUUACAUCGCAAAGGCUGUCAAAACCCAGAAAUCAUUGCACCCGUUACAGCCCAUGCAGCUUUUGCCAAAGCCGCGUAUUAUUUUGGUAUGACCUUGAGAAGUGCCCCGUUAGACCCCAAGACCUUCAAAGUUGAUCUCAAAAGAGUGAAAAGACUUAUAAACAAAAAUACCGUAUUGCUUGUGGGUUCUGCUCCAAACUUCCCACACGGAAUCGUCGACGACAUUGAAGGCCUAGGAAAUCUGGCACAAAAAUACAAGAUUCCGCUGCACGUAGACUGCUGCUUGGGAUCUUUUGUCAUUGCACACAUGGAACACGCGGGCUUCAAAGAUAUACCACCUUUUGACUUCAGAGUUAACGGCGUCACUUCAAUAUCGUGCGACACCCACAAAUACGGGUUUGCUCCUAAGGGCUCUUCCAUCAUAAUGUACAGAAACCGUGAGUUGAGGAAGUAUCAAUAUUAUUUAUCAACAGAUUGGUGCGGUGGACUAUACGGUUCGCCGACUCUCGCAGGAAGUCGGCCAGGCGCACUUGUCGUGGGCUGCUGGGCAACAAUGAUACACAUGGGUCAACAGGGCUACAUCGAUUCCUGUAAAGAAAUUAUUGGCACAACCAGAAAAUUGAAGAAAUAUGUCCAAGACCAAAUUCCCCAACUUCAAAUUGUAGGGGACCCAGUCUGUUCUGUCAUUGCUGUCAAAUCCUCUGAGAUUAACAUAUAUGACCUUGCCGACAAAUUGACCAGUAAGGGCUGGCAUUUGAGCACGCUACAAGAUCCCCCAGCUCUUCAUUUAGCUGUUACCUGGCUCACGAGAUCCGCUAUCGAUGACCUUACACGCAUACUGCAUGGGUGUGUUAACGAAUUGAGUGCUACAACCAAGCAAGGACCAGCUUCUGACGGAACCAGUGCUCUAUAUGGGGUUGCAGGUAGCAUACAAACCAGAGGGAUUGUCGAUCGAUUACUUGUUGGCUUUUUGGAUACGCUCUACAAGACGGAUCGCGAUUUUGAAAACGGUCAAACUUCCACAUGUAAACAUGAGUAG